AUGGUUUUCGGAAGACGUCGCGCCGUGGAUCCCGCUGAUACCACUGGUCGAACUCGUCGGAGCCCUCUACGACCACUGGUUUCCUUGAACCAUUUCAUGAUUUUUAUUUGUGCCACAAUCGUCACCGGCAUUGCCGCAUACUUUGUCCAUCUGGAACCUAAGCCGCACAGUACACACAUUAUCUAUCAGUUGGUCAUCGCUGUAAUCACGCUCAUCCUUUAUGCUAUUUCAUCAAUCUUGCCGUUCAUCAACAGAUACCGUGGCCAUUUCAUGCCUGUUAAUCUCAUUCUUUCCUAUUUGUGGCUCACCUCGUUCAUCUUCGCCAGCCAGGAUUGGGCUGGUCGAAGAUGUCUGAGAUUUUCGACGGUCGCAGGGAGGUGUGGUCUAAAAAAGACCAUGAUUGCGUUCGACUUCCUCGCGCUAUUCUUCUUGAUGUGCAAUGUCGUCGCCGAAGGUUUCCUCUUGCGUCAAGAGCGGGCUGGGGCGACUGUAGACCCGGUCCACGAGCCAAAACAUCGCCCGGAUACGGCAACAACUGCCAAUACUACAAACGUCGUCUAA
Molecule: messenger RNA, 561 nt
Organism: Clonostachys byssicola
Lineage: Eukaryota; Fungi; Ascomycota; Sordariomycetes; Hypocreales; Bionectriaceae
Source: the annotation of a GenBank genome assembly